AGGCAAGCCGGCGGUCAUUGCCUGGGACAGAUUAUGAUUCGGCGAUAAAUGUUCACAUAUGCCGUAACGGUGUCCCAGGCCGUUCCAGGUAUGUCGGAGGCACACGAGAACCAGGCUUAAUAGUCCCUCCCCGAUUCCUGCAAUUGAUGACCGUUAUGGACUAAUUGAUUUACGUCAGAGGGCUUGACACGAUAUUCCAUUGUCCAAUUCAAGUGCUAUAAAUAAUCGCUGAUAACCUCCAGACUGACAAGGUUUUCCUGCUGCAGCUAAAUGUUCCCUUAUUAAUAAGCCUUCGCAAUGGCAGAAGUGCAUUUAAAGUGGCACCACACAUUUCUGUUCCUUUUCCAAGCUAUUUUAACAAUAGCGGACACCACUACCGAUAUUCUAACCAGUCUGGAAUACAAAGAACGCGGCCAUCAAAAGUGGUUUGCAGUGAGUCUGAGCAUAACACUGAUCACUCUCACCGUGCUGUGUGUUUGGUCGAUCAUUGCAACUACCAGCCGUGCAUGGGCACAAGACACAGACGAUGUCGAACGGCUAGAGCCAACCGCCAAUCCUGACGUGAUAUUCCGUAGCACCGGUAUCAAUGUGACUCUCAGCUGCUUGUGCAUGGGUCCGCCGUUACACAGUCUUCAGCUGUUCUUCUUUUGCGUGUGUCGCUUCAAAGAGCUUUGGAAGUCGAAGAAUGGGCUGCUCGUCGAGAAGGAUCGCCUCUACUACCUGUACGUUCACACGCUCAAUUUGAAAAUGAUGGAAGGGCUUUUGGAGAGUGCUCCGCAGCUGAUAAUACAAGUCUAUGUUAUGUUACAUGGCGUAGAGAGCGGCGAUAAAAUUGCACUUAUCCAGUGGAUCUCCGCGCCGAUUUCCUUCCUUUCGCUUGUCUGGAUGUUCACGUCCAUGGAAUUUCUGCGUGAAUUUGCAAAUUACAGCAUGAAGUUUGCACACGGUGUGCUAAUCUUCCUCAGCAAUGCUGGAACUAUCGCUGCCCGGACACUGGCCAUCAUCUUUUUCACCCGUUUGUUUCCGUGGUGGGUUCUUCUUGUUUUCUUUGUCCAUUGGCUUAUAAUCAAUUUAAUCGGAUUCUGGCUGUGGCGAUCGAAACGAAAGCAAGACAUGUUUAUAUUCAUUUUCGCGUAUUCUCCCUUCUACUUAUUCGUUUACAACUCCUACUAUUUAAAAAAGCUCCGGGGCAGUGCGCCUUUCACCGUGGCGGUCCAAAAUAUAUCAGCGAUCUCUUGGCACAUACUUUUCACCGUGGAGAACAUUGCCAUGAUAACUGCUUACUAUUUGGCAUCGCAUGAAGAUGACCGGUUUGGUGUUCCUGCCCUUGUUAUUGUUCUGAUUGGGAAUGUUGGAGGGCUAUUUUUGAAGUGUAUGUCGUGGUGCUGUUGUUUUAACGAAUACUCGACUGAAAACGAAACUUUUCGAAGGCCUAUGACAAUUGUCUUAAAAUAGUGAAAGUGGAAUCUAUUGGUGACAUUGAACUGCAAUCUGCAACUUUUGAAACGAUUAAUUUGAGCUUUGGAGUUUUAAAACGGUCACUUUGGCGGACAAAAUGUCAUCAUCACUGCCUAGAACUCUCUAAAAAACACUAGAGCUGCGAAAACGUACUGCUUGGACCUCUCCAACAAAUAUUUGAUGAGCACAAUAAUUUAAAUCAAGUUUUCAAAAACACUGUCGCGUCGGUUCAGACUCUUUUAAGUGUGUAUUUGAUUUCUUGCAUUAAUGAUUGGAAUAUAAGUAACUACAAAGUCAUAAUAGGCAGUGCUACAAAAAAUGAAAAAAGGCUUCUUUGUCGAGGUCAGUAUAAUGCCUACCAUUUCUUCUUUAGACCUAAUCAGGUUCAUGUAUAAACUGACUGUCUCAAAACUAAAUUUCCGCAUCUCUCGUGACAAUCUGUGUGCUCCAUUUCUUCAAUAGACAAAAGGUCUGACAUAUUGACCUUUUAUUUUUUCA
Orbicella faveolata is the source of this 1956-nucleotide messenger RNA. RefSeq names its product XK-related protein 8-like. Lineage: Eukaryota; Metazoa; Cnidaria; Anthozoa; Scleractinia; Merulinidae. Gene Ontology annotation, cellular component: membrane. The record is from RefSeq and is a predicted model, not a curated record.